Molecule: messenger RNA, 2816 nt
Organism: Hydractinia symbiolongicarpus
Lineage: Eukaryota; Metazoa; Cnidaria; Hydrozoa; Anthoathecata; Hydractiniidae
Product: metal transporter CNNM4-like
Exons: 4
Coding region: 210-2519 (769 amino acids)
Biological process (GO): transport; magnesium ion homeostasis
Cellular component (GO): plasma membrane
Molecular function (GO): transmembrane transporter activity
Source: RefSeq, a predicted model, not a curated record
AAUCCUCUGUUGAAAGUACGAGUUGGCUAGUUAGCCUCAAAAUAUUAGCUAACGACAAUUACUCAUACAAGAUGUGGAAAUCAGCUUACGUUUACAGAACACGGUGCGCGCGUUAUUCACACCCGGGUCGUGAACUGUCGUCCGCCGUUAAAAUAAGAUAACCACAAAAUGUAAACAAAGUUGAAUUUACUUUUUCAAUUCUCGACAAAAUGGUAGAGAAGAUACAAGUAAAUUCCAAGAAAAUUUAUUUCAUUUUGAUAUUGUUCCAGUUCACAGGUAGCGAAACAGCCCGGGUGGAAAAUAUAGCACUGUAUGAGACUUCAGAAACUGCAAAUAUAAAGAACGGUGUGAUUUACGUCAAACCAGAAACAGAUGUAAAGCUUUGGUUGUUUGGAAGCGAAUUAGACUCUACAGAGAUUUCUUUUUCUAAAGUUGCCAAACCUGUUGACGCACCAUGUGAUAGUGACAGAACCACUGAUCCCUUAAAGGUAGCUACAACUGAUGUUGGUAAAGCAAAUGUAGCUCUGAAUUUUAAGGUUGCUGGAGUAACGUUUUACUUAUGUGUGAAAGAUAACAAAACAUCACAAUGGAAGCACCAAGGUGAAGGCCCGACAAUGAAAAUUAUUGUGGAGAAAAAAACAUUUUCUCUACCUCUUUGGUUGAGUAUCACCCUCAUUGCAAUUCUGAUGAUGUUGUCUGGAUUGUUUUCAGGACUUAACCUUGGUUUGAUGUCCUUAGAUCCAAACGAGUUAAAAAUUGUAUCCAACAGUGGAACAGCACGUCAAAAGAAGUAUGCUAAAAAGAUUAUGCCUGUGCGAAAGCAUGGAAAUUUUCUAUUGUGCACAUUGCUUCUUGGCAAUACACUUGUGAAUUCAUCCUUCACGAUAUUGUUAGAUGGUCUAACAGGUGGAAUUGUAGCUAUUAUUGGAUCAACCCUUGCAAUUGUUAUUAUGGGUGAGAUUGUUCCACAAAGUAUUUGUUCUCGCUAUGGGCUAGCUGUAGGUGCUUACACUAUAUACUUGACCAAACUCUUCAUGAUACUCACCUUUCCUUUAUCGUUUCCUGUCAGUAAACUUUUAGAUUGCAUUCUUGGGAAAGAGUUAGGAAACGUUUAUAAUAAACAGCAGCUACUUGAAAUGCUCAAGCUUCAAAGUGAAUACAAUGAUCUUGAGCAAGACGAAGUAGGCAUCAUAUCAGGAGCUCUCAAAUAUAAAAGUAAAACUGUUGCAGAAGUGAUGACUCCACUGGAAGAUUGCUUCCUAUUAGACGAAGAAGCCAUCUUAGAUUUUCAAACAAUGUCUUCAAUCAUUCGAACUGGUUAUAGUCGAAUACCAAUUUAUUCCAAUGAACGUUCGAACAUUGUAGCUUUAUUGUUUGUCAAAGACUUAGCAUUUGUUGAUCCAGAUGAUUGUAUUCCACUUUUGAGCGUGAUUAAGUUUUACAAUCAUCGUGUUCAUAAAGUAUUUUUUGACACCACGUUGGAUAAGAUGCUGGAAGAGUUUAAGCAGGGUACGUCUCACCUGGCUGUGGUGCUCAAGAUUAACGAUAGUGGUGAUGGGGAUCCAUUUUAUGAAAGCACUGGCAUUGUUACGUUAGAAGAUAUAAUUGAAGAAAUUAUUCAGGCCGAGAUUGUUGAUGAAACGGACGUUUAUGUUGAUAAUGUUUCUGGUCAAAAAGUUCAUCGAAAACACCAUAACCAGGACUUCACUUUGUUUUUACCUUCACCUGAGGAUGCUCAACCAAAGUUAUCACCACAAUUAGUGUUUGCCAUCUUUCAAUAUUUAAGUACCGCUGUAUCUGUGUUCACAGGAGAACUUAUCUCUCGCUCUGUUUUGAAGAAGUUAAUCGAACAUCCAGGUGUUGUAGAAGAAAAAGAAGUAAAGCCAGAAAAAGACGAGAAGGGCGUGUAUUUAUACAAAAAAGGUUCUCAUACCGACUUUUUUGCGCUUAUUUUGCAAGGCCGUGUAGAAGUUACAGUUGGUGACGAGAAUAUAGUCUUUGAAGAUGGACCAUUUUCGGUGUUUGGGAUAAAAGCAUUGACGAAUGAGUCUGGCUCACAAUACAUGCCAGAUUUCACGGUUAAGAUACUGUCUACGUUACAGUUCUUGAAAAUCAGCCGGUCAUUGUAUCGUUCUGCAGUUCGUGCUACAAAAAUGGAAAGAGAAAAUAGAACGCCAGAAAACUAUCACGAAUUUGACGAGAUAUUUUGGAAAAACAUAAAGAAUAAUGACGUUCUCAGUCACAAAAGCGAUGUUUCAAGCUUAAAAAGCAUGGGGAGUGAAAAAAGUACUCCAAAUAGAACAGAACAAAACAAGAACCACAAAAACAGUUUACUUCGCAGACUGACUCCAAAACGUGAAAGAAAAAGAGACUCCAACGAACAAAGAAGAGACAGCAGGACUGAAAGUCAUAAGAUUGGAACACCUUCUCCAACCUUUGUUGACAAACAGUCACUCGUAACAGCGGAGGAGGGUGAUGCAACGACGUCAUCAAAUGAAUUCGACAAUACCCGUGUAUAAUUUAGGAGUACAGCGGGUUUAUGUAGGGAAUAAAUUUUACUCUAACGUUAUGUUUUCUACACAUGUAUAUAUUUGUACUUUGUAAAUACGACAUCUGCUCAUUCUUUUUGUCCUACUGGCAUUGGGAGGAUGGAUGGGUAGUUCUUUUGCUGCACUUUUUUUUAGGAUAUUUUAAAACUGAGAAAAUGAGGUGUGAAUUUUAUGUUAUUAAUUUUUGCAUAUUUUUAUUAACGAUGUAAAAGCUUCUUUCGUUUUGUUUUAUUUGAUGAAUCUUGCAUUUUUAUAUGCAGCCCCAUU